AUGGUCAAGCCCCUGUCGUUCAAGGGCGACAAGAAACCCAAGAAGAGAAAGCGCACCGAGGCUGAAGCCCAAGAGCGCGAUGCACAGAGCGGCGAGGUCGCCCGCGCCAGUGGUGUCGCGGGGGCGGAGGAGAACCCAGACGAUGAUGAUAGCUGGGUCUCUGCGGAUGCCGUGACAGACGUUGUUGGGCCCAUCAUGUUCGUGCUGCCGACGGACCCCCCUGCCGCGCUGGCGUGCGAUGCCGUCGGUAAGGUGUUUACGCUGGGGAUUGAGAACAUCGUCGACGCGAACCCGGCGACGGCAGAGCCCCACGACGUGCGGCAAGUGUGGGUCGCGAACAGGAUAACGGGUACGGAACAAUUCAGGUUCAAGGGCCACCACGGGCAAUACCUUGGAUGUGACAAGAACGGCGUGUUGUCCGCAACGUCGGCUGCGGUGUCGCCGCUCGAAUCAUUCAACAUCAUUGCGACAGCGGACACUCCCGGCACGUUCCAGAUCCAGACCCUGCGCGACACAUUCCUUACAAUCAAGCCGCCGAAGCCCAACGUUACGACGUCUGACGUCCGGGGUGACGAGGAGUCCAUCACAUUCAACACUACGUGGCGCAUCAGGAUGCAGGCGAGGUUCAAACCACGCCUCAAGGCGAGCAAGGAGGAGAAGGCCAAGGAGAAGAUCAGCCGCAAGGAACUCGAGGAGGCCGUAGGUCGCAGGCUCGAGGACGACGAAGUAAGGAAGCUGAAGAGAGCAAGGAGGGAGGGUGAUUAUCAUGAGCAGCUGCUUAUGCUGAAGGUCAAGGGGAAGCAUGACAAGUACGGCUAA
Colletotrichum spaethianum is the source of this 819-nucleotide messenger RNA. RefSeq names its product protein frg1. Gene Ontology annotation, molecular function: actin filament binding. NCBI's taxonomy places the organism in Eukaryota, Fungi, Ascomycota, Sordariomycetes, Glomerellales, Glomerellaceae. The transcript is spliced from 2 exons. The record is from RefSeq and is a predicted model, not a curated record. Gene Ontology annotation, cellular component: nucleolus; striated muscle dense body; catalytic step 2 spliceosome. Bases 1 to 819 code for a protein of 272 amino acids.